This is a messenger RNA of Aspergillus fumigatus Af293, 285 nucleotides long. Its product is annotated as NADH-ubiquinone oxidoreductase 105 kDa subunit. The record is from RefSeq and is a predicted model, not a curated record. The transcript is spliced from 4 exons. The coding region runs from base 1 to 285 and encodes 94 amino acids. Lineage: Eukaryota; Fungi; Ascomycota; Eurotiomycetes; Eurotiales; Aspergillaceae.
AUGUCGUCCAAAUACGCCUUCUCUAAAGGACUGAAGGAACUCCGCUUCCUUUUCUGCCAGACUUCGGAGCAGAGCGCUGCUACACGGUCUUUCUUGCAGCGCGCGUACCCGACUAUGAAGAAGCACAACCCCCAGACUCCCAUUCUGAUCCGGGAGGCAGCAGGCACUUUGCCUAGAGUAUAUGCUCGAUACGGAUUUGGAAAGGAGAAGCAGGAAUCGCUGUCUGGCCUUUCGGAUCAGCAAAUUGAAGAGAAAGUCUCUCAGCUGGUCAAGGAGUCUUCGUAG